Molecule: messenger RNA, 498 nt
Organism: Vicia faba (fava bean)
Lineage: Eukaryota; Viridiplantae; Streptophyta; Magnoliopsida; Fabales; Fabaceae
Source: the annotation of a GenBank genome assembly
CAUGUUAGAGUUUCUUUUUCCAGUCGCAUUAAUAAUAGAGCUUUGUCUCUUUUUGACGUUGUUCAUUCCGAUGUGUGGGGUCCUAGUCGGAUUCCUUCGAUCCCAGGGUAUCAGUAUUAUGUUACUUUUAUUGAUGAUUUCUCAAGAUGUACUUGGAUAUUUUUAAUGAAAGAUCGUUCUGAGUUGUUUAAUACUUUUAAGAGUUUUUGUUCUGAAAUUUCAACACAGUUUGGCAAAACAAUUCACAUUUUACGCAGUGACAAUGCAAAACAAUAUUUUUCUGAUCGUUUCAACUCUUUCAUGCACUCCAAAGGCAUCGUACAUCAAUCGAGUUGUCCUCAUACGCCUCAACAAAAUGGUGUUGCUGAAAGAAAACAUAGACAUAUUGUUGACACUGCUCAUACCCUUUUGCUAAAUGCCAAUGUACCUCUAAAGUUUUGGGGUGAUGCUGUUGUUCCUGCUGGGUAUCUAAUUAACCAAUGCCAUCCUUUGUGUUGA